AUGGUGAAAUUGGUUAUCUUUUUCUUCUUGUUUAUCGGGAUUCUAUCUGUCACUCGUGAAAAGCGGGAAGAAAGCAAGGAUUCUCCGGGGAAACUAGAAGAUCGCCAAUCUGAGACCACCGAUGAUAGUGAAGGCCAAGAGACAUUUGAGCAAAAGUUUCUUCAACUCUCAUUGGUCGUUUUGACUCUCCGAAGGGAAAUCGCAUCACUUCAGGCCGAGUUGCUAUCCUCUCGACCUCGAUCUAAGGGAGAAGGCGGAGAUCGUGGAGACCUGGGAAAUGCGGGUAGGCCUGGCCUGGAAGGACUACAUGGCCCGAAGGGAGAGCCUGGUGAAUGCUGU
Messenger RNA from Mesorhabditis belari, 339 nucleotides. Lineage: Eukaryota; Metazoa; Nematoda; Chromadorea; Rhabditida; Rhabditidae. The record is from the annotation of a GenBank genome assembly.